GAGGUUGGAUUAGCAGGCCUUAGUGACUGAGUGCAUUUUGUAGGUGAGGUAAGAGCGAGGUGACAGGAUCAACUUCUGGGUUGAUAGCAAGGUCAUUGGCUCAUCAAUGGAGCAGGACAUAUCAGUUGAGAUAUCAAGUAGGCAUUUGGCUAUUCAGGCCUGGGGUGCACAGGAGAGCUCUGGGCUCCUGGGCACACACGGGAGCCCUGGGUGUACAGGAGGCAGGCGUGUGUGAGCUGUGGAAGGGAGGUCCCUCCUGCCUCAGCUUAUCCUGCUCUCCCUCUGCCUGAACUCCUCCAGUUCUGGAAGGCACCCUGCAGUCCCACACCUGGGCCCUCUACUCUGCCACUCCCUCUGCCUGCAACAGGCUUCUCUCCUGGACUGCCCCCUUCCCUGCACCUUGCCAACAUGCAUGCACACACACAGGCACUCAUGCACACGCUCACAUAUGCACCCAUGCAUGCACACUUACAUGCACACAUGCACUCUUACAUCUUUUGCCUGGCCAAUUCCUACUCUCCUGUCAGCUCUCAGCUUAAAGGCCACUGCCUCCUCUGAUAACUCAUUUCUGACCUUCUAUACUAGGGCUCCCCUCUGCCCACUGGAGGCCCCUUGUUUGUCCUUUUUCUCCAAGUUCUCCUCACAAAUAGUAAUUAUUUAAUGUCUGUCUUCCCCACUAGGCUGUAGGUUCCAUGAGGACAGGCCUUGAGUCUGUCCUGGUCUCUGGAAUCAUGGUGUCUAGUAGAGGCCAGCACACAGCAAAUAUAUAAAUGUACAAAUGAGUGAAUGAAGAGAAUCUGAUUGGCCUUAAGGAACUUACGCACUUAAAAUAAUUGGGCAGAAGAGAAGCAGUGAAGGAGUGCAGAGGCAUCACCUGAAAGUUUACAAGUCCUUCCACUUUCUCUCUGAGGCAGAAAGCGCAAGGGUUUUUCUGUCUAUUUUAUGGUUGGGAAAAUUGAGGCCUGCCUGAGUGUGUGACUUGUGGCAAGUCACUCUGGUCAUCUAGGGCAGAGGCUCCCCAGAGCCCAGGCCUCCUGCCUCCAGUCCCCAGCCCACAGCCCAGGAUUAGGCAGAGCCAGCUGCUUUCCCGUGGCUGCCCUGACUCCUUACAGGGAUCACUGAGAUUCUGAUGAACAGACCUUCUGCCCGCAAUGCCUUGGGGAAUGUCUUCGUCAGUGAGCUGCUGGAAACUCUGGCCCAGCUGCGGGAGGACCGGCAAGUGCGUGUCCUGCUCUUCAGAAGUGGAGUGAAGGGCGUGUUCUGUGCAGGUGCAGACCUGAAGGAGCGGGAACAGAUGAGUGAAGCAGAGGUGGGGGUGUUUGUCCAGCGACUCCGGGGCCUGAUGAAUGACAUCGCUUCCUCGGCCGUCAUGGGACUGAUUGAGACCACGCGAGGGCUCCUCCCGGGGGCAGGAGGGACUCAGAGGCUGCCCCGUUGUCUGGGGGUGGCCCUGGCGAAGGAGCUCAUCUUCACGGGCCGACGACUGAGUGGAACUGAGGCCCAUGUACUGGGGCUGGUGAAUCACGCUGUGGCCCAGAACGAGGAGGGGGACGCCGCCUACCAGCGGGCACGAGCACUGGCCCAGGAGAUCCUGCCCCAGGCCCCCAUUGCCGUGCGGCUGGGCAAAGUAGCCAUUGACCGAGGAAUGGAGGUGGACAUUGCAUCCGGGAUGGCCAUUGAAGGGAUGUGCUAUGCCCAGAAUAUUCCAACCCGGGACCGGCUAGAGGGCAUGGCAGCCUUCAGGGAGAAGCGGACUCCCAAAUUUGUUGGCAAAUGACCCCCAUUUUAACCUUCAGCAUGGGAGAUGCAUGCCCUGAAGAGCAGGAUCCAGAAGGAAGAUUUGUGGCCGGAUUGCCUUCAUCAUUUCACCUCUCCAGACUUCCAUUUCUUCACAAGGAUGAUGAUGGAAAUAAAAUGACUGGCAUGAUGCCUGGAACCAAGGUGCUGAUCCUACCACCUACUGCUACCUUCCUUAGCUUCACCCUGGCUAGAAAUAAUCACGAGGGUUGGGUUUGCUUUGGAAAAUGCCUGUCUCUCUACUUGAAUGAUAAAGAAUUAAAUUAGA
This is a messenger RNA of Pan troglodytes (chimpanzee), 2065 nucleotides long. RefSeq names its product enoyl-CoA hydratase domain containing 2 (gene ECHDC2). The transcript has 9 exons. The record is from RefSeq and is a predicted model, not a curated record. The coding region runs from base 1130 to 1777 and encodes 215 amino acids. Gene Ontology annotation, molecular function: catalytic activity. Gene Ontology annotation, cellular component: mitochondrion. Gene Ontology annotation, biological process: fatty acid beta-oxidation. NCBI's taxonomy places the organism in Eukaryota, Metazoa, Chordata, Mammalia, Primates, Hominidae.